AUGACAGGAAUACUCCUCUCCGUGCCCGACCACCACAUCAAAAACUUCUUCACUGCGCGGUCUGCGCAGAAGGAGCAUGCCCUGCAGCACCAUAUGGGAAUGUCGGACGACGACAAAACCUUCCAAGAAUAUGUGGAUAUCAUGACUGCCUGUGCCUUGCGAGUUCUCGAUAAAGAUCUCACGUGGAAGAUGCAGCGUUCGAGUAAACGGAGGCUAUUUAUUGUCGAAGUUCGCAAAGCGCUCCCCGUGAUGUCCACCUACAAAAACAGCUGGCCCGUUCCAAUCUUCGGUGCAAUAUACUUAAGACACACGAGAAGUUUUCAGAACGGAAGGAGAAAGGGCGGCUUGCAAGAUCAGUCUCACAAGGAAGGCUUGCAGCGAUCCAUUUCAAGGGAUGCUCGCACGCCUCCUGUAGCUGGGCCGGAAUCGGGUCUCGAAAGGCACGAGACCCCGUCUCAACUCCUUCGUCGUUCGUCAAUAAGCGAGCCCGAUGCUCCCGAUGACAGUGACGAGUCCGUCCUUGUCUUCCUGCGCUCCCUCGCUAUGCCUCUGGAUCACCUUCUCCCCGACUUCCGCGCUAUCGGCGUCCUGGACCACUCGUCCCUGCUUGUUGUCGCGUCCCUUCCAGAUCGCGGAGACUGGCUUUUCCGGGCCCUGCAGGGCCGGAUCACCUGUCUGCAGCUGAAGCUGAUCGUGGACGGGUUGGACAAGGUCUCCGACGACACGUAG
Molecule: messenger RNA, 729 nt
Organism: Epithele typhae
Lineage: Eukaryota; Fungi; Basidiomycota; Agaricomycetes; Polyporales; Epitheliaceae
Exons: 6
Coding region: 1-729 (242 amino acids)
Source: RefSeq, a predicted model, not a curated record